Eruca vesicaria subsp. sativa (arugula) is the source of this 1991-nucleotide messenger RNA. Lineage: Eukaryota; Viridiplantae; Streptophyta; Magnoliopsida; Brassicales; Brassicaceae. The record is from the annotation of a GenBank genome assembly.
AAAAACUUGUAUCAACAAUAAUUCCAAAUUAAAGAAGUUGUGUCUAAAUAAUUUGCUUUGACAAUCAAAAAGGGUAAGAAUGAACUAGCACACUAUAAACAAUACGAUGGUCCAACUACUAUUUUCAGGAGCGUUGAGACAGAAAAAAUCCACAAUCUUAUGUAUAAUUAAAUUUAAAACCACUCCACUCUUCAAUUAAACACUUAAUUAAAGUAAACCUCCUCGAGCAGGUUAACCACCUAACCCACUUUCAAUCCCCACUCUCUCUACUCAACGCGUGAAUAAACUCAUUCCAUAAUCUUCAUUUUAACUGAAUAUUCGUGAAUCAAACGCGCUAAUCAAAGAACGUGUGUCAACUAAUAACAAAAAAAAAAAAAGAAAUUCACAACCGACCGGAGAUCUAAGAAGAGAAUCCUUGUCUUCUUUCAUCGCCUCCAAAGUACUUCACGUCUCUCUCUUCUUCUCCUCUCCGGCAAACCGAGAUCUCAAAAAUCUCCGGGACUCUUCAAGAUCCAACGUAUGAGCUCAUCUCUGAUUUCUUGAUAACCGAUGGGAGCAGAGAAGAAAUAUCUAUUCACACUCUUCUCCGUAGUAUUCAUCUCCGUCUUCCUCCUCCUCUUACUCUACUCCCUCUCCGCCUUCACCUCCUCCACCAAUAACCCUUUCCCUUCCCCUCUCCGUCACGGCCCUCACUACCCUCCUUCCUUCGCUUACUACAUAACCGGCGGUCGUGGAGACAAAGACCGGAUCUUCCGGUUAUUGUUAGCGGUUUACCACCCGAGGAACCGGUAUCUUCUUCAUUUGGGAGCUGAUGCUACUGAAGCAGAGAGGGUGGGGCUUCUCUCGGAGGUGAAGUCUGUUCCUGCUGUGAGUGCUUUCGGGAACGUUGAUGUGUUGGGGAGAGUUGAUCGUUUGUCUGAGAAUGGUGCUUCUAAGACGGCGAAUACGUUACACGCUGUGUCGGUUUUGUUGAAGCUUGGUGGGUCUUGGAGUUGGUUUAUUGAGCUUAGUGCUUUGGAUUAUCCUCUUAUUACUCAAGACGACCUGUCUCAUGUGUUUGCAUCGGUGAAUAGAAGCGUUAAUUUUAUUGAUCAUACUAGUGACCUUGCUUGGAAAGAGUCUCAGAGAAUCAAGCCUAUUGUUGUUGAUCCAGCUCUUUACUUAGCUAGAAGAACACAGCUCUUCACUGCUACUGAGAAACGACCAGCACCUGAUGCUUUCAAAGUCUUUACAGGCUCGCCGUGGACUGUACUUAGCAGAUCUUUUCUUGAAUACUGCAUCUUCGGUUGGGAGAAUCUACCAAGAAUCCUUCUCAUGUAUUUCAACAACGUAAUCCUCUCUGAAGAAUGCUACUUCCACACGGUGAUCUGCAACGCCCCUGAGUUCAGUAACACCACGGUCAACGGAGACUUACGUUACAUGAUAUGGGACAGUCCUCCCAAGAUGGAGCCACACUUCCUUAGCGUCUCCGACUUUGAUCAGAUGGCUCAGAGCGGAGCAGCUUUCGCUAGGCAGUUCAAGAAAGAUGAUCCGGUUCUUGAUAUGGUUGAUAGAGAGAUUUUGAAACGUGGGCGUUACAGAGUCACUCCUGGAGCUUGGUGCGCGAGUCACGGUAGCUGGUGGAACGAUCCUUGCUCGGAGUGGGAUGAUGUUAACGUGGUUAAAGCUGGACCUCAGGCUAAGAAGCUGGAUGAGACGAUAACUAAUUUUCUUGAUGAGUUGAAUUCACAAACUAAUCAGUGCAAGUGAAAGUUAGAAGGGUGGGGAAGCAUUAUACACGGGACACGACACGAGAUUACAUUUGUUUUUGUGUCUGUAAGGUUCAUUCUUUGGGUAAUAGUGGCGCUGUAUUUAUACGAGAAGAGAUGAGAAAGGAGAGAUUUUGUGUGUUCUCUUCUCCCAGAUUUUGUAGUUCUGACCAGAACCACGGUUUCAAUAUUCGAUGAACUUAUAUUAUUGUUGUAUCCUAAUUAAAAAAGAAGAGGUUUGAG